This is a messenger RNA of Pelobates cultripes (western spadefoot toad), 7243 nucleotides long. NCBI's taxonomy places the organism in Eukaryota, Metazoa, Chordata, Amphibia, Anura, Pelobatidae. The record is from the annotation of a GenBank genome assembly.
UGCGGAGAGAUUGGGGAUGUAGCAUGGAGUGCAGAGAGAGAUUGGGGAUAUAGCAUGGAGUGCAGAGAGAGAUUGGGGAUGUAGCAUGGAGUGCAGAGAGAGAUUGGGGAUGUAGCAUGGAAGGCGGGGAGACAGGGAGCACAUAGCACAUGUUUUGCUGGAAGAGUGCAGAGAGCUUCGUUAGCUCGAAUAGAUCUGGCUGGCUAGACAGAAGCUAAGCAUUUGGUGCAUGGGCUCCCUGCCAUGUGUGUGCGUGGUGAGAGGCUGCAUGCGAACGAUGCAGUGUGCGAGUGCUGAAAAAAUGGAGCAGGUGAGCUCUGUUUAAUGACUUGUAAGAGUCCAUCAGUUACAUCCCAUUGACAUAUUCAUGUUUCCACCUGCACUCCGUUUUAUUCUUCUGUGCUUGUAUAGUGAAUGUAGGGCAGGGAUGGAUAUUUACGGAGCAUGUGGUGGUGUAAAUAGUGCCUCUGGGGUAGAGCUUUCUGUAUGAUCCGUAUUGGUGUGUGUUUCUUGGUCCUUUUUGAUCAAUAGAGGCUUGUGAAAUCAGGAACAAGUUGCCACUUGUGAACACAGACCAGUAACAUAUGCACUUACUAUACAUAAUCAGUACGGAGCACCAGAAGUCAGUCACUAGAAUGAGUAUAGCCAGUAUUUAUGUUGUACAUUUCAUUCAUUCACAUGUUGUGUCAUGUAGCUGGGAAUUCUGCUCCCCAGGGUAACGUUUAGUUGCUGAGCUAUGCUAUGAAUAAAGCUUGUAUUGUACAUGGCUCCUGUCCUCCAGCGUGCCUCUAAAAUAGUAUGAAUGUGUGAUAGUUGGAUGCAGAUUUAUGUGUAUUUCAGGAACCCGUGAAUGUGAAUCUGCUGUGUGUACACACCUGGUACCCUUGGAUGUGAAUCUGUGUGUACGCCAAGAACCCGUGAAUGUGAAUCUGCCGUGUGUGUGUACUCCAGGUAUCCGUGGAUGUGAAUCUUCUAUGUGUGUGUGUGUACUUCAGGUACCAGUGGAUGUGACAGCAGGUAGGUUAUGUCGAUCUAGAACAUUGGGGUCCUGGUUAACAUGGAUUCACUGACUACUAGUAACAUUGUUCCAUAAUGUACCACUAUAGACCCAUUUGUAAUAUACUAUAUUUAUAAUAAAUUGGAGGCAAUCAUCGUACCCCCUUGUCCCAAUACUGUUUACUUAUAUUUUGCUCUAAUCACUCUCAGUCAAGUCUAUAGGAGGUAUAGAUUACAUCAUUCUAAGUGCUUGUCACCCCAAGUCACCAUAAAUUAAUCAUAGUUAGUGUUCCUCAGCAAUGUAAUGUACACUUACUAUAUAUUGCAGGACACACUGUAUCUUAGAAAAGAUUUUUUAAAGUGCUGGAGUUGUGAUAAAAUGCCACGUGCUGUUUGUGCAGCACCCACAGCUUUUACGCAAAAGCCCCUAUCAGAAUUUCCAACACAAAAUUACAGGUUAACCCCCUCAUGCUCCACUGUGCCUAAGAGAUCAUUAUCUGGGGGGGGGAAACAUAAUUAAAUUAUCUCUCAGGUACAGAAAAAUCUACAAUUUCUAAAGCAAUCAUGUCCCCCCUCAAGUCUUAUAUUCCCGGAUCUGAGCGCCCAACCUAUCCUAAAAGCGCUCAGAUAUACAGACAAAAUGCCACUGGGGUAGUUUCAACCGACCACACACAAGGCUCCUGCCCAAAAUAGUUUCAUAGAAUCAGUGGUAGCGGUCUCUUUCGGGAGUACAAAAACUAAUAAACUACCGAAUGUAGUCCAUACUCAUAACGUGGAGCUUGUUCCCCUAAUCCAUACGAACGAUUCCACCAAACAGAGCUCUUCUAGGAUGUAAAGAACUGAACGGGGACGGAAGUCCAGCAGUGUUCGCAAUGUCGAGUGUCCGAUUUUAGUUCCAUGCAGUCGACGAGCAAACACCACAGCCUGCGUUCGCAUGAACAAGAUGGCCGCCACCAUGUGUUUGUCCAUACGAAAAGCGGCCACCCAGAUGAACACUUAGAACACUGAGGUGAGAAUCGUUACAAGGUGUCAAUAGGGUUUAACGAGCAUCCGGUCUUUAGUUUGUGGAUUUGUUCGGUUCCCAAACACAAUAAGGAAAUUUCACCAACACAGUCUUUUAACAUGUCUUUUUACAUGGCCCAUAGUCUGUGGGCAGGAGGCUAGCCAGCUGGCCCCUCCAGAAACACAUGGCAGAGGCAUCUUUGCCACAUGCAAUGUGAUGAUGUGUGUAAGAUCCCAUUUGUGCAGUGUGACGGAGUAAGAGAUCCCAUUUGUGCAGUGUGACGGAGUAAGAGAUCCCAUUUGUGCAGUGUGACGAUGUGAGUCAUGCUAGCGGCAAUAUAUGGGAUAGCUGUACGGUACACUAGUGGCGAUAUAUGGGAUAGCUGUACGGUACACUAGUGGCGAUAUAUGGGAUAGCUGUACUGUACACGAGUGGCAGUAUGUGGGAUAGCUUUAUGGUACAUUAGUGGCAGUAUGUGGGAUAGCUUUAUGGUACAUUAGCGUCAGUACAUGGGAUAGCUGUAUGGUACACUAGCAGUCUGCUGAAAACAAAUAGAGGCUGGAUUGUAUUCUUUUGUGAGCAAGCUGUUCGUUCUAAUCCCAAUAGCUGAUCCUUUCCUCACUGGUAAAGGGUUAAGAAAGACUGUAAAGUCUUUAAAAGCUUUGAGGUAAGGCUGAGGUAUGUUCCUAUAAAGAGCUCUAAUCCUAAUCUCUUUAGUAAUGACCUGGAUUCUAGUUAAGCAAACUGAAAUAAGUGAGGGCAGUUUGGGGGCUGGCAGGCCGACAGCUCCCUUCUCUUCUAGGGGGGCAAAUACUGCCACAAGGGUAAUUAAUAAGCAGAAUAUGGAAUCAGGAAAGGUACUGCACAGUAUGUGUACACAUUGCUCUGUAAACCAUGCCGUAUUUGAACAGAGGGUGUGAUCUGCAAUGUGACCUUGUGGAGCGUGGUAAUGUGAGCCUCUUACCAUUGUGUCCUGUGAAGCACUUAGUCAGCACACCUCCAUUCUCAGUUUUCUAUAGCUGUAUGAAGGGAUGCUAUAUCCAUUAUUUGACCAAUCAGGAGAUCACAAAUUGAAUUGCUGUGGGCAGUCCAGUCUUCACUACAAGCAUGGUAUUUAAUGAUGCAUUGCCCCACUCCAGCUGUGAAAGCUGUAUGCCAUUCAGAUCCACGAGUUAUUGAAAGACUUCCAGGUAAAAGAAUUAUAUGCAGUGCAUGUCUGUCUGCUAAAAAAAACACUCCAAGGACCAUGACUACUACAAUGCACUAUAGUGAUUAUGGUGACAGGAGUGACCUGGUACCCUCUCUGGAAGUAGUCAACCAUUUGCAAACAGACUUCUUACCUUGGGACUGGACACUGCCUCCACUACUUCCAAUAGAGAUCUGUCUGAGCCAAGUCUUGGCUCAUUGGCUGAGAGCGCCAGCUGAUUGACCCAGAAGAGCCAACGCAGGCUCAUAAGCAGGAGCUUCUAGCACUCUGUGGGAAGUAGUAGCGGCAGGAAAAGACCCCCAGUGAAACUAAAGUAAGAAGGACUGUUGCUUCAACACCCUUCCCAUUUCUCUCAUUACAUCUACACAUCCCACACUACUUCUUUAUAUCUCUUACUCCGUAUCACCGCCAUACAGCUCCUCAUACCAUCUCUUACUCCGUAUCACCGCCAUACAUCUCCUCGUACCAUCUCUUACUCCGUAUCACCGCUAUACAUCUCCUCCUACCAUCUCUUAUUCCGUAUCACUGCUAUACAUCUUGUACUCAUUAUCACCGCUAUACAUCGCCUCGUACCAUCUUACUCAGUAUCACCGCUAUACAUCUUAUGUCAUCUCUUACUCCAGCUCACCGCUAUACAUCUCCUUGUACCAUCUCUUACUCAGUAUCACCGCUAUACAUCUCUUCAUACCAUCUCUUACUCAGUAUCACCGCUAUACAUCUAAUACCAUCUCUUACUGACCUUUGCCGCUAUACAUCUCAUGUUAGAAAGUUCCUGAGAAUGAUAGCAAACUAUCUUUAGUAUAGCAGGUGGCCAGUGGCCAUAUUAUGGUAAAUAUGAAACUCUAAGUUACACAUUAAAAGUGGCAAAUUUCUAAUAUGUUGUUUCAUCAUGAAGGAGAUGUGAGCCAGCUUUGGGAUUUUUUUCUAAAAACCUAGUUCUGGUAAGGUUGCAGUCAUUGCCAAAAGACUCACAGCUCUCCAUGGAGUUCAAUGGGACUUCACGCUGGAGCUCACCACAUUUUAUGAACUAAACUUAAUGGGUUUAUUGAAGUGAUCAGGUCCAAGGGAAGAAAUAUUCAAAAAUAUAAACAUGUUGUGCACUUUUAAAAAUUUAUAUUAAAUGAUCCCCCCCACUCUGCCUAGCUGUAAUAUAAUGGAAACCAUCCAAUGAUAUCCAUAACAGAUUAAUUUGAGAUAAAAUGUAAAUAUUUGGACCCCUAUAGAUCUUUCUAAAGCCUUGAUGGGAAAAAUAACUGAGAACAUGGAAGGAAGAGUGAACUAGGUUUUAUAACACACCUCCAAUCUCUGCAAGCUUACCUGGUUAGUUACCAGAAGCCCUGUACUACUCGUAGCAGUGCAGUUAUUCCAAGAUGUAGUAUUUAGGCCAACUAUGAAUGGUACCUCAGGACCGCACACAUUACUCAGAGCAGAGAUUCCUGGCUGCAUUUGGGAACAUAAUUGCUCAGCACUGUAAGUAAGAAUGAGGAUUACAUUUCUCCUUUGAUGUGCUUCCUGUGUAGGGAUCAUAUUCACAGAUAAAGCUGUGUCUGCCAGGAAUAAUGAACAAGUACCUUCACAAUGAAUCAUGGAGGAACUCACCUACUUGUCUUUCUUGCAGGAAUACCGCUCCUGGGUUUCCUCUUCUUGCUUCCUCUACAGAUUCAAUGGCGUCAGCUGUCAGUGCCAUGGCUUGGUGUGGUACAUUACCUGGCAUGUGUUAGCCCUCAACUAGGCAGUGUCCUGUAUCAUCUCUUCAUGAACCAUCAUGGGGGGGCAACAGUCUAUCGCAAACUGCUAACUCUCGACAUGUGUGGAAUCUGCCUGGUUAACACACUGGGUGAGUUCUCUGCCACAGGGCUCCCCAUUUGACGGUGUACAUUAGCGACAAUUGCUUAUCAAAUGAUCACGUGCCGUGUGCUUAGGUAAAAAGUGCAUAUAUGAUUAUACACUAUAUAAAUCCAUAGAUAGAUAGAUAGAAUCAGGGCUUGUUCAGUUUAUACACUAUAUAAAUCCAUAGAUAGAUAGAUAGAUAGAUAGAUAGAAGCAGGGCUCGCUCUGUUUAUACACUAUAUAAAUCCAUAGAUAGAUAGAAGCAGGGCUCGCUCUGUUUAUACACUAUAUAAAUCCAUAGAUAGAUAGAAGCAGGGCUCGCUCUGUUUAUACACUAUAUAAAUCCAUAGAUAGAAGCAGGGCUCGCUCUGUUUAUACACUAUAUAAAUCCAUAGAUAGAAGCAGGGCUCGCUCUGUUUAUACACUAUAUAAAUCCAUAGAUAGAUAGAAGCAGGGCUCGCUCUGUUUAUACACUAUAUAAAUCCAUAGAUAGAUAGAAGCAGGGCUCGCUCUGUUUAUACACUAUAUAAAUCCAUAGAUAGAUAGAAGCAGGGCUCGCUCUGUUUAUACACUAUAUAAAUCCAUAGAUAGAUAGAAGCAGGGCUCGCUCUGUUUAUACACUAUAUAAAUCCAUAGAUAGAUAGAAGCAGGGCUCGCUCUGUUUAUACACUAUAUAAAUCCAUAGAUAGAUAGAAGCAGGGCUCGCUCUGUUUAUACACUAUAUAAAUCCAUAGAUAGAUAGAAGCAGGGCUCGCUCUGUUUAUACACUAUAUAAAUCCAUAGAUAGAUAGAAGCAGGGCUCGCUCUGUUUAUACACUAUAUAAAUCCAUAGAUAGAUAGAAGCAGGGCUCGCUCUGUUUAUACACUAUAUAAAUCCAUAGAUAGAUAGAAGCAGGGCUCGCUCUGUUUAUACACUAUAUAAAUCCAUAGAUAGAUAGAAGCAGGGCUCGCUCUGUUUAUACACUAUAUAAAUCCAUAGAUAGAUAGAAGCAGGGCUCGCUCUGUUUAUACACUAUAUAAAUCCAUAGAUAGAUAGAAGCAGGGCUCGCUCUGUUUAUACACUAUAUAAAUCCAUAGAUAGAUAGAAGCAGGGCUCGCUCUGUUUAAACACUAUAUAAAUCCAUAGAUAGAUAGAAGCAGGGCUCGCUCUGUUUAUACACUAUAUAAAUCCAUAGUUAGAUAGAAGCAGGGCUCGCUCUGUUUAUACACUAUAUAAAUCCAUAGUUAGAUAGAAGCAGGACUCGCUCUGUUUAUACACUAUAUAAAUCCAUAGAUAGAUAGAAGCAGGGCUCGCUCUGUUUAUACACUAUAUAAAUCCAUAGUUAGAUAGAAGCAGGGUUCGCUCUGUUUAUAAUAUAUAUAUAUAUCUCCAUAGAUAGCAGAGCUCACUGUUUAUACACUAUAUAAAUCCAUAGAUGGAUAACCUUGCGGUGGCUAAAUGUACUUAUUGAGAUGCAAUGAAUCAUGGGAAUUGUUGGUUACACCAGUGUUAAACUGAAAAUCUAAUUUUAGCUGAUUUAGAAAAAUGUUCAAGUUUUGCUGAAAUAAGUGUUUUCUUGAAUACCCACAUAGGUGGAGCCCCGAGUAACAGCUCAGCAUGUUAAUUGUCUUAUUGUGGACAUAUCUUUCCUAAUGUAUUUAUUUUCCUACAGGUGCCCUUCCAAUCAUUUACUGUACUCUACUCUGCUAUCCAGCCACUCGGAGCCUGGCCCUCCUGGUGUACUCUGCCUUGUCCAGUUAUGUCAUUUUCUGUGCAGUCAGUGCUCACAGUAACAUUAGCCGCUUUUGUUCAUUUACCUGGCAGGCUGCCUUCCGCUUUUAUUUUUUCUAUCUGCGCUGGGCAGGGCUGGGGUCUGGACACCCCUCCUCAUUACGCUGCUACCUCCUCAUGGAUGGUCUUGCCCUACUUGGGGGAAUUAUCAACAUUUCCCGCCUCCCUGAAAGAUUGCGUCCAGGCAAAUUUGACUACUGGUGUAAUAGCCACCAAAUUAUGCAUGUCCUGGUGGUGAUAAGCAUUCUGUAUCUGCACUGGGGUGUGACUUCUGACCUCACCUGGAUUAGCAGUCAUUCCUGCCCUCUGGAGUGAAGCUAAGGCCCCGUUACCUAGAUCUGGUUAAUUGUAGUUAAGCUCAGUCUUCAGAAGAAUGGUGAAGAAGACUUGAGCUAGCAGAGCUGGGAAUCCAAGCUCUAAAAAUCCUCUAGUGGCC